GAACAAACGAACCGUAGAAGAAGUGUGCUUGAAGCGGUUUUCUUGUGUUAUUUAGCUAGCUGGCAGGCUAGCAAGUAGGCUAGCUAAAUAAGGAGCCACUAAAGACUGAACAUGCCGCGGGAAAUUAUAACGCUUCAGCUCGGACAGUGUGGAAACCAAAUCGGAUUUGAGUUUUGGAAGCAGCUAUGUGCAGAGCACGGCAUCAGCCCAGAGGGGAUUGUUGAGGAGUUUGCAACUGAAGGGACCGACAGAAAAGAUGUGUUCUUCUACCAGGCUGAUGAUGAGCACUAUAUCCCUCGUGCAGUUCUUCUGGAUCUGGAGCCCCGCGUGAUCCACUCCAUCCUGAACUCCCCUUACGCAAACUUGUACAACCCUGAGAACAUCUACCUGUCUGAGCAUGGCGGGGGCGCUGGGAACAACUGGGCUAGUGGAUAUUCACAGGGCAAAAAAAUACAAGAGGACAUCUUUGACAUCAUUGACCGAGAGGCAGAUGGCAGCGACAGUCUGGAGGGGUUUGUUCUGUGUCAUUCGAUUGCAGGGGGUACAGGUUCCGGACUGGGCUCAUAUCUGCUGGAGAGACUCAAUGACAGGUACCCAAAGAAGCUGGUUCAGACUUACUCGGUUUUCCCGAACCAGGACGAGAUGAGCGACGUGGUCGUUCAGCCGUACAACUCGCUGCUCACGCUGAAGAGGCUCACUCAGAACGCAGACUGUGUGGUGGUGUUGGAUAACACGGCUCUGAACCGCAUCGCCACGGACCGGCUGCACAUCCAGAACCCGUCGUUCUCCCAGAUCAAUCAGCUGGUUUCCACCAUCAUGUCUGCGAGCACAACCACCCUGCGCUACCCGGGCUACAUGAACAACGACCUCAUCGGCCUGAUUGCGUCCCUCAUCCCCACGCCUCGACUCCACUUCCUCAUGACUGGAUACACGCCGCUCACCACGGAUCAGUCGGUUGCCAGUGUGAGGAAAACCACAGUGCUGGACGUGAUGAGGAGGCUUCUGCAGCCCAAGAAUGUGAUGGUGUCGACGGGAAGAGAGAGGCAGCCCAGCCACUGCUACAUCGCCAUCCUCAACAUCAUCCAGGGAGAGGUGGAUCCCACACAGGUGCAUAAAAGCCUCCAAAGGAUCAGGGAACGCAAGCUCGCCAGCUUCAUCCCCUGGGGUCCUGCUAGCAUCCAGGUGGCUUUGUCCAGGAAGUCCCCGUACCUGCCUUCAGCUCACAGAGUCAGCGGCUUGAUGAUGGCCAACCACACAAGUAUCUCCUCUCUGUUUGAGCGGACGUGCAAGCAGUAUGACAAACUGCGUAAGCGCGAGGCCUUCCUGGAGCAGUUCCGCAAAGAGGACAUAUUCAAGGACAACUUUGAUGAGCUGGACAACUCUCGUGAAGUUGUCCAGCAGCUGGUCGACGAGUACAGCGCAGCCACGCGGCCCGACUACAUUUCCUGGGGCACGCAAGACCAGUAAACAGACUUUUUGUCCUGUAUCUCAGCCACGGCCCAGUCAGCGUACAUGCUUAGCUAGUUCAUUCUCGGUUUAUGUCCUUUUUUGACGCCCUGCAAUACUUGUCCUGCAUAUAGGCUUCCCACAGUAGAACAAUGUUUGGGUAUAGCUGCUUGUGCAAAAAAAAAAAAAAGAAUUAUUUAUUGGCUUGUUAUAGCAUGUAGUGUUUCUGUCUCACAAUUCAAGAGACUGAUGAAUAAAUGAUAACACCAACUUUCUAUUUGUAUUAACCAAAAAGUUUUUUUUCUUUUUUCUUUUUUUUUUUAACAUAAAACAGAGAGCAGUUUAAUGAAGUGAAAGUAAGAGUACUUCUUUCUUGAAAGCCUUACACAGUUUCCUUAAACCAUCCCUUGUAGUCUAUUUUACCAUCCUCCCCAGCCAUGUAACACAAGCCAUUGCCUUGUUUGGCCUAUUUUUUUAAUUUUUUUUUUAGUGGAGUACGUUACUUUUUGUGCAGUUGAUUCACAGUGAAACAUCUAGAGGCUACAGGACGCUCAGCGUGAUGGUUAAAUAUAGGUAUUGGCAUGUCUAACGUGGUGCAUUUCACCAUCUGUCUGCCGCUGACACAGUGCUCAUUUGUACAAGACCAACAAGAAUGUCAAGUUAAAGUUGGGCUUGAGCCAUAAGUGAUGUUAAAAUGCCUGCCAUGUAAACUACUGUGUAGCCGUUUUAACAGCAUUUGUCCUCCGCUGUACGGAAAGAUAAACACAGAUAAACAUGUGCGAGGAUGGAUCUUGAUUCAACUGUUAAUCUCCACUCCUGUAAAUACACUUUAAAUAGCAAAUUCACUGACAUCAUCUAAAAUGAAUAUACUGUUCCAUGUAGAUUUUCUGGUUGGACCUGUUCUAAAAUGAUGAAUAAACUCGUUUUCUAUUA
Molecule: messenger RNA, 2379 nt
Organism: Mugil cephalus (flathead mullet)
Lineage: Eukaryota; Metazoa; Chordata; Actinopteri; Mugiliformes; Mugilidae
Gene: tubg1
Product: tubulin, gamma 1
Exons: 11
Coding region: 112-1467 (451 amino acids)
Biological process (GO): cytoplasmic microtubule organization; mitotic spindle organization; mitotic sister chromatid segregation
Cellular component (GO): nucleus; cytoplasm; microtubule
Molecular function (GO): GTP binding; structural constituent of cytoskeleton
Source: RefSeq, a predicted model, not a curated record